AUGUCAAACAUAAAAAAAAAAAUUGGAUUAAAAAAUAAAAGUUUGUUUAAAGCACCCAAAAACACAGAGCUUUUAGCAAGAUGGCAUAGAGCUAUACCUAGGAAAGACAAAAUGCUCACAGAAAAGUGUUAUGUGUGUGAAGUGCAUUUCAAAGAGAAUGAUAUUCUAAUUUAUGAUGAGACUAUCUUAAAUGAUAGAACAGUCAAUAAAAUUAAAAGAAUUAGACCCACAUUAAAAGCUGGGGCAGUUCAAUCUAUAUUUCCGAACUUACCAUUUUAUUUAACAGAGCAUACAAUUAUUUGA
Molecule: messenger RNA, 303 nt
Organism: Macrosiphum euphorbiae (potato aphid)
Lineage: Eukaryota; Metazoa; Arthropoda; Insecta; Hemiptera; Aphididae
Source: the annotation of a GenBank genome assembly